ACAGCCCCCCAUAAUCAGUUGCUGCUCAUGCUGGGAAGCUCCGAACAUGCCAGCUUUCGCCUGCUUCCCGAGUUAACCCGCCCCCUGUAUACACAGCGACUCAGGCCAAGCCCUUUCACCGCGGACAGGCGCUGUUCGCCGGACUCUGAUGAGAAAUUGAGCCGCGAUGGAGUGGGUCGUGUCUCCGGCGGAGGAGCAGAGCCGCGCAAACGACAACACAAAUCUCUCUGCGCACUCACAACAACUACACGAGGCAAGUGCGGAGAGCAUGGCAUCUCUCUGUGAGAGCCAGCAGCAGUGUGUGAAGGCCUCUAUCGUGUCAAGUUGGCAGCUGGUGGAGGCGCAGGACCAGCUGUGUGGUCUAGAGCUGCAUGGCUCUGAGUCAGCUGAACAGGCCCGAGCCCGGGCCCUGGCCUCCUCCGCACACCUGUCUCAGUCUGAGGAGGAGUGGAGGAGGAAGGAAAGCAUGCUGGGAGGCUUGGAGUCUCGAUGGAGCCCUGUGCCUGGGGCAGAAUCUGGUCAGAGUGGAUUCGACAAGAGCAUCAUAAGUGAUUCCCAAUCAAAGGGGAAUGAACCAGAUUAUGACAAGAGUUUAACAUUCGUCCAGCGUCAUGAGCAGCACCUGAAACAUUUUGGCAUGCUGCGGAGAUGGGACGACAGUCAGCGUUUUCUAGCGCAGUUGCCCCACCUCAUCUGUGAGGAAACGGCCAACUACCUAAUCUUAUGGUGCUUCCGCCUUCAUGCUGAAAAAAAAGAGGCUCUGAUGGAGCAGGUGGCUCACCAGGCCGUUGCCAUGCAAUUUAUCCUGGAGAUGGCCCGCAAUGUGCAGCAGGACCCACGUGGCUGCUUCCGUCAGUUCUUCCAGAAAGCCAAAGCAGGACAGGAGGGAUAUUUGGACGUCUUCCACACUGAGCUUGAGGCCUUCAAACAGAGAGUGAGGGAGUAUGCGGUGAAGUCUAAACUGGACACCCCAAAAACUCCUGAACAGCACUACACUCCAUCCAGCUGCUGCCUGGACCCCAAAGAGGUUCUGGAGUCUCUGCCUCCUGAACUGAAGGCGUGUAUCCAGUCGCAAGACAUGCACAUUCUCCAGAACGUUCUUAGCACCAUGAAUCCACAGAUGGCAGAGUAUCAUAUCAAACGGUGCUUAGAGGCGGGGCUAUGGACGCAUCCUGGACGAGGCCCAAAAGAGGAGGGCUCAGAAACAGAAGAAUUCAGAAUGAUGGAGCUUUCCUAGCAUGUCCAGCUCAUAUACUAAACCUUUAUGUCCUUGACUGUGUUCAGGCUUUGGACUACAUUAAGGUGACACUGCUGAGUUUGAUGUAGUCUCCAGCAGAAGCUACAUUCUAACAGGUAAUUAAAUCUGGACCUUGAAUCCA
Molecule: messenger RNA, 1379 nt
Organism: Pygocentrus nattereri (red-bellied piranha)
Lineage: Eukaryota; Metazoa; Chordata; Actinopteri; Characiformes; Serrasalmidae
Gene: cdc37l1
Product: cell division cycle 37-like 1
Exons: 8
Coding region: 167-1237 (356 amino acids)
Biological process (GO): protein stabilization; protein folding
Cellular component (GO): cytoplasm
Molecular function (GO): heat shock protein binding; protein-folding chaperone binding
Source: RefSeq, a predicted model, not a curated record